UCUCUGCAUACAUCAUACACAAACCAACUAUUGAUUCAUAAGGGUUGAUAAACGGAUUCUGGCAGAUUCAUCUUUCUUUUCAAGAAUUUUAGCAGAAGCUUUUGUGCAUUCACAAGAAUCAAGCAACAUUUCAAUGCAACUCGCACCCGAAGAUUCAUAGAGAGAUCAAUCACAAUGGGUUGUGCUAAGUCAUCGAAUAACAGUAGUGGUCGACGUAGUAGUAGACAAAUUACAAUCACAAAGCCGAUGCCUUGGAGCCACACUGAAUCAAUCAAUCGUGACCAGCUUAACAAAAUGCGUGACGAGUUUUGGGACACCACUCCAUUUUAUGGUGGCAAAAGAGAGAUUUGGGAUGCACUUCGAGCAGCUGCGGAGGCGGAGUUACACUUAGCACAAACAAUAAUCGAUAGUGCGGGAAUUAUCGUUCACGAGCCGGACUUGACGGUUUGCUAUGACGAGAAAGGUGCAAGAUACGAGUUACCGAAGUAUGUUUUGAGUGAGCCAACGAAUAUGGUCAAUGAUUAGAGAUGAGAACAUUUUGGCGACAUGGCAGUUUUAACAUGAAGUUUGUAGAUCAUGUAUAGAUAAUUUUUUUACCAUGUUAUGUUUGAUUUUUUCAUAUUCUUGUUAAAAAUGUGAAUAAAAAUACAGGAUUUUGUGUCAUGGAUAUUAUCGAUAUGUGACAUUUUGGGUUGAAGGAUAAUGGAUAUAUACGAUAUAUAGAAAGA
Messenger RNA from Lactuca sativa (garden lettuce), 728 nucleotides. RefSeq lists its product as uncharacterized. Lineage: Eukaryota; Viridiplantae; Streptophyta; Magnoliopsida; Asterales; Asteraceae. The record is from RefSeq and is a predicted model, not a curated record.